ACAGUAGUACAACAUUAAUUAUGGGUUUACCUCUUUCUCUCUUCAUUUUCAUGCCCUUCCUUUUUGUGCUUUCGACGUUGCAUCUUGUAUUCACCCUUUCUUCUCCUUUCAUGCAACCCCUGUGCCAUCAUGAUGACAGCUCUGCCUUGUUGCAAUUCAAGAAAAACUUUAUCAUCAAAAAUUCUACAUCUGUUUUCUUUCUUCCUACUUGUGAUCAAAAGGUUGCGUCUUGGACAGUAGAAGGGGACAAAAGUGAUUGCUGCUCAUGGGAUGGGGUGGAGUGCGAUGAACACACUGGUCAUGUAAUUGGCCUCAACCUCAGUAGCAACUGUCUAUUUGGUUCUAUUAACUCCAACAGUAGCCUUUUUCGCCUUGUUCACCUCCAAAGCCUUAACCUUUCCUACAAUGACUUUAACGGCUCUCAUAUCCCAUCCCAGGUACGUGAUCUUUCAAGGCUAAUAGAUCUCGAUCUCCGUUUGUCUCGUUUUGUUGGUCAAAUCCCGUUAGAAAUUUCACAAUUGUCGCACUUGUCAUCUCUCGACUUGUCCUACAAUUAUAUGUACUCUUUUGGCCACUUGAUCACUUUGGAACUCAAAGAGCCCAUCCUCAGAAGCCUAGUUGCAAAUUUGACCAGCCUACAAAAGCUUGAUUUGAGUUAUGUGAACAUGAGCUCUACGGUGCCUAAUAGUUUGGCAAAUUUGUCUUCUUUAACGCACCUCGGUCUCAGAGGCUGUGGUUUGCAAGGAGAAUUUCCAAAAGGCAUCUUUAUGCUACCAAAUUUACAGCAUCUUGAUGUAAGUGGCAAUAAAGGCCUCACCGGUUAUUUACCUAGCUUUACAUGGAGUAGUCCGCUUGAGACAUUGGAUGUGGGAUUCACGAGUUUCUCAGGUGAGCUACCCGCUUCCACAGGAAACUUUAGCUUCCUGACUUACUUGAGUAUGUGGGGUUGCAAUUUUUCGCGGUCCAUUCCAUCUUCACUUGGUAACCUCACUAAACUCAAUGUUCUUGACCUUUCCGAUAACUAUUUUGUGGGUAAUAUUCCGCGUUCACUUGGAAACCUUGUUCAACUAUCUUCUUUAUACAUUUCUUACUGUCAAUUGACAGGUCCAGUCCCUUUAAUUCUUGGAAACCUUGUUCAACUAUUUUCUUUAGACAUUUCCAACAAUCAAUUAACAGGUCCAGUCCCUUUAAUUCUUGGAAACCUUGUUCAACUAUCUUCUUUAGACAUUUCCAACAAUCAAUUGACAGGUCCAGUCCCUUUAAUUCUUUGAAACCUUGUUCAACUAUCUUCUUUAGACAUUUCCCACAAUCAAUUGACAGGUCCAGUCCCUUUUGAGGUUUUAAACUUACCACAACUGUGGUCUGUUGAUCUUAGCUAUAAUCUUUUGCACGGUGAAAUGCAUCAUGAGCUUAUAAACGGGACACGAUUGGAGAUCCUUAAACUGAACAACAAUCGGUUAAGUGGCCCAAUACUUACUUUUGGGCCUACAACUCUACAAUAUCUGGAUCUUUCUAACAACUUUUUCACAAGCUUUGAUCAACAUCCAACUUUUCUUCCAUGGACUCAUCUAAAAGUUCUUGAUCUCAGAUCCAAUUCGCUCAAAGGAUCACUUCCUAUUCUGCCAAUCAAUACUUCACAUUUUUAUAUUUCAAACAACUCAUUGACCGGAAAUAUACCAGAAUUGUUUUGCAAUCUGAGUUCUCUUGAAGUCCUUGAUUUGGCUGGUAACAACUUAAGUGGUUCACUUCCUCGAUGCUUGGGCAACUUUGGUGAUUCUCUAGUAAUACUUGAUUUGCAAAGGAACAAUUUUGAAGGAAGCAUUCCAAAAAAUUGGAUAAAAGGAGGCCAAUUGAAGAUAAUCAAGUUUAGUCAAAACAAAUUUCAAGGGCAUUUACCGAGAUCGCUGGCCAAGUGUACGAUGCUAAAGGUCUUUGAUCUUAGUGAUAACCAAUUCAAUGGUACAUUUCCGUUUUGGUUGGGCCAUCUUCCAAAUUUAGAGGUCCUCAUUUUACGGUCUAAUAAAUUCUACGCUUCAAUGGAGACAGCUCAAACUUAUUUCAAGUUCCCCAGAAUGCGAAUCUUAGACAUCUCCUACAAUGAUUUUAUUGGAAUGCUGCCUCUAAGACUUCUUGAGAAUUGGAAGGCUCGACAAUUUGAGAAUGUGGAUCCGUUAACAUAUAUUGAUGAAAACCCAUACUUCAAAUUACAAACUAGUAAUGGGUAUUACCUAUAUGCUCGGUCUUAUACUUACUCCAUGAAUUUGACAAACAAAGGCAAGAAUAUGUUCUACGAGAAGGUCCUUGAAUUGUUCAUAGCCAUUGACUUCUCAAGCAACAAAUUUGUCGGUGAGAUUCCGAAAUUUAUUGAAAAUUUAAAGGGAAUUCAGUUGCUCAAUCUUUCUAAUAACUAUCUCACUGGUCACAUCCCACCAUCUUUAGGGAAUCUUAUAGAGUUGGAAGCGUUGGAUCUUUCUCAAAACAAGUUGUCAGGGGAUAUUCCACAACAGCUAACACAGCUUACUUUCUUAGGAUUCUUCAAUGUUUCUCAUAAUAAUCUCACGGGACCUAUACCACAAGGAAAACAAUUUGGUACAUUUGAGAACAAUUCAUUUGAAGGGAAUCCAGGGUUGUGUGGGAGACCAUUGACAAAGACAUGCAGUAAUUCUGAUGAGCCGACUUCUCACCCUACAAUCUUUGAAGAAAGUCAAAAUUCUGGAUCACCAUUCGAAUUUGGUUGGAAAAUAGUUGUCAUUGGAUAUGGAUUUGGAUUCAUUGUUGGAGUAAUAAUUGGGCCCAUUGUGAUCGCAAGAAAGCAUGAUUGGUUAAUGAAGACCUUCCGAAUAAGGCCACUAAGUAGGAAGAGACGCUGAAAUUAAAUAAAACAGCUUGAACAGGAUGCCUUCCCAAAGCAAUAU
Molecule: messenger RNA, 2915 nt
Organism: Alnus glutinosa
Lineage: Eukaryota; Viridiplantae; Streptophyta; Magnoliopsida; Fagales; Betulaceae
Product: receptor-like protein 7
Exons: 1
Coding region: 21-1271 (416 amino acids)
Molecular function (GO): protein binding
Source: RefSeq, a predicted model, not a curated record